UGGGAAGUGGGCUACAGGAUCUAAAGAGAGAAACAUCGGUGGACUGACAUUACAAGGUCACUUUAAUGUUAUCUAAUAUACAUCAGUGCAACGAUGAAGCUGACUCUGUUGUGUCUGUCCCUUUUUUUGGUUCAUAUUCAUUUUUCAUUGGCCAAGAAAACCGUAAGUCUUGGUAAGAUAAAUCUUUUUAAGAAGACCCCCAAAACAAAUAACCAGCCGAAACAACCUAAUCAACCAAGCAGACCAGGACGUUACCCUAAUCAAGGAGGCUACCCUAAUCAAGGAGGCUACCCUAAUCAAGGAGGCUACCCUAAUCAAGGUGGUUACCCCCAGCAACCAGGGCGACCAGGUGGUUACCCUAAUCAAGGUGGUUACCCUAAUCAAGGAGGCUACCCUAAUCAAGGUGGUUACCCCCAGCGACCAGGGGGUUACCCUAAUCAAGGAAGUUUCGCCCAGCAGCCAGGAUACCCAGCUGGGAGCUAUCCAGCUGGAGGUUACCCAGCACACGGUGGUGGUUAUGGCGGUUACGGUGGUCCUCCAGGUGGAUACAUGAACUAUAACCCAAACAACAAAGUCCUAAGCCCACAAUAUGGUGGCAGUUUUGGAUAUGGGGGCUAUGGUGGUGGGGGUGGCUCUCCCUUUUCCCACUCAGUUCAGUCAAUGGGCAUGUAUCCCUCUGAUAGGUCCAGAGGGUUUGGACGCAGUGCAGUGGUGGCAGCAGCUGGAGGGGCUAUGGUGGGGAUGGCUCUGGGCUACGGGCUAGGGAGGUUCCCCCGUCCCCCCUUCAACUUCCACAACUCCCAGGAGGAGCAGUACUACAACAACUAUAUGUACAGGAAAUAUGGUUCCAAGUCCACUGAUGCCAACGACUACAGCAGAGACUACAAAUACAUCCAACCUCCUGAAACCUAUGAUAGCUACAUGGACUCCUGCAUGAAGAGAACAGACAUUCUGCCUGCGGGGAAUCCAAAAACAAACAAUAAUCCAGCUGCUACCACCUCAACAACAACUACAACUGCUAUUGCAACUACCAAGACUACUUCUGUAAAUAUCACAACUACUGCGGUCCCAGACUCUGGCAUUGACAGCAACACAACACAAUCUAACAGCACUGCAGGAGAAAGUCCCUUGACCACUGCACCUUCAACUCAACACCCUCUAAAUGAGUCAGGAGCCGAUCCUCUGCCUACAGCUGCACAGGUUUUCAGAAAACAUGUCAAUGAUGAUAAUGAUGAUGACGAUACAGUCAGCAUUGUGGAGAUCGGUUACCCGGCAUUGAUUGAGCAGCUGAAGGCCAGGAGGUGUGUAGAGCUGUACAUAGCCUACUCUGAAAAGUACUUGAAGAAAAAGGAUAAGCCCAGCACCACAGCCGGUGGGGUGCAGCGACUGGAGAUGGGCUUGCAAGGGCUUUUAGCUGUUGUCACCAGUACAACAAUGAUGCUUCUCAAUAGCAACAUGCAUAUGCUGCUCUACUAAGGCCUUCAGUAACAGUUAUAUUGGUAGAAACUUCAGUUUUCUGGAGUCUAGUAGAGUCUGGCUUGGAAGAGAGUAUAGGUAACAGUUUCAGUUCCAAUUUGGAAAGAUUUGCAAGUAUUCUAAAAGUAGAGUAUACUCAUAUUUAUUCAUUUCUUAGUUAAGCUUUCCUUUUGAGUACUAAAAAAUGUUUCACUGACUGCAUUGGUUUCUGCAAAUGUUUACCUGCUAACUGUCAUCUACUGUAAAUAACAUAAUGACUAUGUAUAAGUACUUUGUCCAACCCAACUUCAAACUCAACCAUCCCUUCAGCUUAGAUUUCUGAAUGAAAUCGGCUGUUUGUUUGUCCAGACUGAAAUGAUCAUGUGUGCUGAUAUAUGUGGAGGAUUACGUUUUUGAAAGAUGGUCAUAAUAAAUCAUACUUAUCAUGGUACCACCCUAAACUGAGAUGGUGAACAUGGUAAAUAUUGUGAGCAUGUUAGCAGGCUGACAUUGAACUAGAAGCACCACUGUUCUUAAAUACGGCCUAACAGAGCAUGAGCUGCUGUAGACUCAGACUCGUUUAAUUUAUUUAUGCCACCUGUCCAGUGUCAGUGUCCCGAGGGGAUUAGUUUGCACCAUGGGGCUCGUACUCUGUCAUGGUGAUCUGCGUGAAUAAAUAGCUGGAGAGAAUGGAGAUGUGCUUUAAAUAGGAAACAGUAAUUGAGUUAACUCAAUUUUACAUUGUAAGUUUAACAGAGUAUCUGGUCAAUGGUUCACAUGGUUGUACAUGACAUAACACCCUUUAUGCCAACAUCAUUAAAUGGGAAAAAAAACUGCCCUACACAGACACACACACAUAUUGUGCUUAUGUAGCUUCUGAUUGCAGAAGUUCUACAAGAUCUCUCAUUCAUUAUUUAUUGCAAGAGUAGUAAAACAAUAUAUUCAUAACAAAGUGUAGUAUUACUUUCAGAAAGCCACAAUAAUCAGAAUAUACAACUAAUUAUUUACGACGUAUUUGAUCUGAUGUAUCAACUAAAAUAAAGUUUUUGUUUUUUACUGUCAUGACUGCUUCCUAUUUUAUAGAAACUUGAUUUCAGGUUCAUAUAGUGAUACAGUUUUCAAGUUUGUAUUGCAGGACUUACAAGGGCCAGCAGGUGGUGUCAUCAACUGUAUUCAUUAAAGGAAGAAAUGCAAU
Gymnodraco acuticeps is the source of this 2650-nucleotide messenger RNA. RefSeq lists its product as uncharacterized. The transcript is spliced from 2 exons. Gene Ontology annotation, biological process: protein homooligomerization. NCBI's taxonomy places the organism in Eukaryota, Metazoa, Chordata, Actinopteri, Perciformes, Bathydraconidae. The record is from RefSeq and is a predicted model, not a curated record. Bases 94 to 1476 code for a protein of 460 amino acids. Gene Ontology annotation, cellular component: membrane.